AUGACGUCCUUGGACUUGAUGAAAAAACAGUGUUUUGCAUCUGGGACGCUGUCCUCAGCUUCUCUCAAAAGAAGGUUCAUAAAGAACAGCAGGGUCGCUCCGGGGAGGCAACACGAUGCGGGCAGAGAGUGUCAGCUGUGCAGAUGUUCCAUAUUUUCCCAUUCAGGCAGCAACCAGACUGUUCGUCGGAUUCUGACAGCCUGCCUCCUCUCUUUCAUGGCCCUGCUCGGAUCUGUAUUCAUCGACGUCAACUCCAACUUUGACUUGCUGUACACUACAGAAGCAGCUUACAGCGAGCUGACUUCAUGCAAGACUCUAACUCUCCUGCAACUUGUCAGUAAACUUCAAAAGACGAGACAUUUAUUUUCCAAAAAAGUAGGGAAUGAGACAGCUGAGGCAAGUUUUCCUCAGAUGCUUUUUCUCAUCUUUGAUAAUCACUGUGACGAACUGGUGGGUCGAAGUAAUGACAUUGGGAUUCCUUGCAGUACUGAGUUUCCUAGCUUUUGCAAAGAGCUAGUGAGGAGCAUUCAAGGAUUUUUAAAUACUUCACAGGAUACAAACAUUACCAGUGAAAGUGGAAUUCUUGCUUUCUCACUGGCUAUUGAAAGACUUCUUGACAUCUGGUGUACAGUAGAAGAUACUUUGGUAAAGGCCAAACAGAAUUCUAAUUGGAGAGAUGUACUGUCUGCAAGACUGUUGGUCACAUUUAUUGAGCUCAACCACCAGUUGAGAGACUUUGGCCACAUGCAAACUCCUACUGGCUUCCAGUUUAGAUGGUCAUACAUUCUGAGCUACCUCAGCGUUGCCAGGGUUUUGACAGAAAAACUGAAUGACUGUUGGCUAGAAAACAUAGACCACGAGAUAAACACUACGCUGGAUGUUCAGCAUUCCUAUAUUUUUGACACAAGUCAAUGGCAGAUCUCUGGCACAAGUACGGAACGUCUGUCUGGGUCUCACACCGGAAUUCAAGCUCUGACAAACACUCAGCAGUGUUUAUUUGACCGUGCAGUGUUGGCUCUCAGGGCGGACUCUCGAUCCAUCUCUUCAGGCCUCAGUAUGAGGAUAUGCCUGCUGGCCAUGGCGUGCCUUAUCUACCCUGUGGUGAUGUUCUCUUUCAAACAGAUGACAGAGUGGAUACAGAACUAUGCCCACAGUCUGAAGGAGAAAACACAAGACCUUAAGCACCAGAGGCAGCUGGCUGAAGAUCUGCUUCACCAAAUGCUGCCAAAGUCAGUUGCCAAACAGCUCCGCCAGCAUAAACAUGUUGAAGCUGAGAGCUACGAAAAGGUGACCAUUUUUUUCUCAGACAUUGUGGGCUUCACCUCUAUCUCUGCGUCCUGUACUCCAUUGCAAGUAGUGAAGAUGCUCAACAACCUCUACAUGUGUUUUGAUACGCGCAUUGACUCCUAUGAUGUCUACAAGGUGGAGACUAUAGGAGAUGCAUACAUGGUGGUGAGUGGCCUACCUGAAAGGAACGGAGACAGACAUGUGGAUGAAAUUGCCAAGAUGGCUCUGGAUCUGGUAGCAGCCGUCAGACAGGUCUCCAUUCCUCACAUGCCCAAUGAGAGGCUUCAGCUCAGAGCUGGCAUCCACACAGGUCCAUGUGUGGCAGGAAUAGUGGGCUACAAGAUGCCAAGAUACUGUCUAUUUGGAGAUACCGUCAACACAGCCUCUAGAAUGGAAUCAACCAGCCUGCCUCAGAAAAUCCACAUCAGUUCAGAAGCAUACCUGGCUCUGAUCAAAGACAAUGCUUAUGAGCUGCAGCUUCGUGGAGAGAUUGAGAUUAAGGGUAAGGGCAAAAUGUAUACAUACUGGCUGAUUGGCCACAAGAACUACAGUGUGCAGAAUGACAGUCUGGUUUGCCACUGGAAUCCCAACAUGGCCAGAAAGAAGAAGAUGUUAGCAGGGAGCCAGGUAUCUGUGAGCAAUUCAUCAGUGACAGUGCAAAGUCUGACCGAGAAGGCUACCACUCCAGUGUCUCUUCUCAUGAACCAAACUUCGCCACAGCCACCGAAAGACAAACCUGGCAAGAGAAUGGCAGCUCAGAUGGAGACCUACAGCAGCAGCUGCAGUACCCUUGGCUCCAUGAUUGGAGGACUGCAGGGAGGAGAUAAGAGUCCUCAACCCAGCCAGCAUAGCAGUGGACUCAAACCUGAUCUGCUUCCUGUCUCCAACCAGCAUAUGUAG
Messenger RNA from Neolamprologus brichardi, 2187 nucleotides. RefSeq lists its product as uncharacterized. Gene Ontology annotation, biological process: cGMP biosynthetic process; receptor guanylyl cyclase signaling pathway; intracellular signal transduction. The record is from RefSeq and is a predicted model, not a curated record. Lineage: Eukaryota; Metazoa; Chordata; Actinopteri; Cichliformes; Cichlidae. Gene Ontology annotation, cellular component: plasma membrane. Gene Ontology annotation, molecular function: guanylate cyclase activity; adenylate cyclase activity; peptide receptor activity.